Didymodactylos carnosus is the source of this 468-nucleotide messenger RNA. The record is from the annotation of a GenBank genome assembly. NCBI's taxonomy places the organism in Eukaryota, Metazoa, Rotifera, Eurotatoria, Philodinida, Philodinidae.
AUGGCUUUCAUCAGGGAGAAAGAUGCUCUGAAACGUUAUGGAACCGUCAUUUAUGGUGAUACAUCAGUUCGCUAUAAAAUACGUGAAUUUGAUCAUCUGUUAAUGGAUAAUGCUAUUCGAGGAUUUGCUUGUCGAGAAUUACCCGGUCAUUAUCUGCCAUGUUUUACAUUGAGUGACACAUUUUCAUGGUUUAACGAGUCUUAUUCAACAUUCAAUGAUGUUUAUAUAGCUGAAGCGGGUUUUAUAGUUGUUCAAGAUAAUUUUCUAUCGCGAAUGAUAAUGAAAGCGUGGACUACGUGUGCUUUGGAUCCUAAAUGUUUAGUACCACCUAAUUCAAAGACGAAAUGUAAACAACCAGGUGUAGCACAUGGAACACAUCGUUUUGAUCAAAGUGCAAUGGUAACUGUUUUAACAUUUUUCUUCUAUCAGAGUCAACGUAUUAAUGAUAGAAAUGAGCCAGCACCAUAG